Drosophila subpulchrella is the source of this 2281-nucleotide messenger RNA. It is a transcript of the gene pita, whose product is annotated as zinc finger protein 557. NCBI's taxonomy places the organism in Eukaryota, Metazoa, Arthropoda, Insecta, Diptera, Drosophilidae. Gene Ontology annotation, molecular function: DNA-binding transcription factor activity, RNA polymerase II-specific; RNA polymerase II cis-regulatory region sequence-specific DNA binding; zinc ion binding. The record is from RefSeq and is a predicted model, not a curated record. The transcript has 3 exons. The coding region runs from base 149 to 2221 and encodes 690 amino acids. Gene Ontology annotation, cellular component: nucleus. Gene Ontology annotation, biological process: regulation of DNA-templated transcription.
UCACCAAUCUGGCAACGCCGCGCGGUUUGUGCAGUAGAAAAGACGCCGAACAGAUUGUUUUCCUCGCUUUUCCAAUUUGUGUCCAGUUUGCAGUGAUUUUCCGCGUUGUUAACCCGAGCCCGGUAGCGAGUUAAUUGCAAUUGUCGCGAUGGCCGAGAAACUGGAGGCUCGCGAGGCGCUGAUGACCGAAAAGAAGGUCUGCCGCUUUUGUCUGACCGAGCAGAAGUUGGCCUCGAUUUUCGAGGAAAACUCGCGAGUGAAGACCACCGCCAAUCUUCCGCUGCAGAUCAUGGCCAUCACGGCGAUCGAGGUCUAUGCCGGUGAUGGAAUGCCUGGGCAUAUCUGCCUAGAAUGUCGUCUACUCUUUGAGCACUGCUACCGUUUCAAGCAGAUGUGCAAGAGGGCGGAAACCCUCCUCCGGCAAUACCCAUUGACCGGAAACUGGCCCGCGCCGCUGGAGAAGCCCCGUGCUCCCAUAAUGACGGUGGCUCCCAAGAAGGUGGUGGUUAUACCGGCUGCAGCGGCAUCCGAGGCAUCCGCUACCGAAGCUCCCAAAAAGCUGCUGAACACCCUGGCCAAGUCCAACCCGGUGGUCAUCGAGAAUGUCCAGGUGCUGGAGACCACCUUGUUGCCCCACAGGAAGGUAGCCGUCUCCUCUCCAGUCACCACCAGUCGCCGAUCCCAUGCCUACGAGCUGAAGGUGGAGAACAACCAGGAGCUCUCCAUGGACGAUGUGCAGAACAUGCUGGAGGACAUGGCCAACGAGCUGGACAAGGAGUUCGAGUCCGAGUCCACUCCCAAGUCGUCACCCGUGAAACCAAAGGUGUUGAACAAGUCGUCGAUUAGGAUCCUCAACAAGGGACCGUCUGCUCCGGUGGAACCACGCCUAGCCACACCCCAAGUCAAGCGAGAUGACAGCGGCAAUGUGGCCAUAGUGACCGAGGUUUUGGACGCAGAGCUGCCAUUAGACGAUCAGGAUGAUCCUACGAAGAAUGCCGAGACGGUGGCCACCGACGUGUUUCCCUGUCCCGAUUGCGAGCGCUCCUUUCCGCUGCAGCAGCUGCUCGAUAUCCAUCGGCUGAAUCACACGCGCUCGCGCAGCUUCCAGUGUCCUCACUGCGAGAAGAGCUUCUUCUCCAAGUAUGACCUGGCCAAGCACAACUUCAUCCACACCGGCGAGCGACCCUUCAAGUGCGCCGUCUGCGGCAAGGGCUUCACUCGGAAGGCACUGCUUCAUCGCCACGAGCGCACGCACACGGACGUGCCCAAGUUCAUCUGCGUGUAUUGCGAGAAGCCCUUCCUGUCGCGCCAGGAGAUGGAGAAGCAUGCCGAGCGGCACCAGAAGAAGCGCCCAUUCCAGUGCGGCGUGUGCACAAAGUCGUUUGCCUUUAAGCAGGGAUUGGAACGCCAUGAGGUUGUCCACUCCACCAAUCUUCCCUUCCCCUGCCAGCACUGCGAGAGGAGCUUCUCCACCGCCUCCAAGCUGGCCCGUCAUCUCGUGGCCCACGCCGGGAAGAGAGCCUAUCCCUGCAAGUACUGCCCCAAGUCGUACAUGCUGUCCCACCAUCUCUCGCGGCACCUGCGCAUGCACACACAGACCUCGGACGCCUCGUUCGUGUGCAGCGAUUGCAAGAUCUCGUACAGCACCUACAACAGCCUGCUGGAACACUCGAGAAUCCAUGCUACAGCCACUCUGAAGUGUCCCAUGUGCCGGGAGCAGAUCGAGGACGUGGAUAGCGUUGAUGCCCACAUGGAGCAGCACAAGGAGAGCGAGCGUCACGCCUGCGAGUUCUGCGAUCACAUCUUCUUGACCCAGAGCUGCCUGCAGCGGCACAUCGAGGACGAUCAUGUGAUGGACAUGGAGCCGUACCAUAACGACGACUUUGAGGAAGAGGUCGAGAGCAAGGAAGACGACAUUAUCGAGGAGGAGGAGGAGGAAGAUUUAGACGAAGUAAAGGCUGAAGAGUUUGAGGAGGAGUAUCUGGAAGACGAUACCCUCGAAGAGGAUCACCUGGAUGAUAGCGACGACUCCUUUUCGCCGCCGCCGCCCUCUAAGCAGCGCAAGAUAAGCACUCUUAAGGGAGUCCAGCAGUCCUCGCGCCAAACACGCAGCCGUGAUACUCCAAAGGUCUCGCCAAAGGCUGUUUCAGUAAAGAAGGAAUCCAAGUCGCCUCCGAAGCCGGAGCGAUCACUUGUCAAGAAACGCAGAGCCGCUAAAUAAGUACUCGCGGCUAUUGUAUCCAUGUUUAUGCUUACACAUUAAAGAAUUUAUGUACUCCAA